This is a messenger RNA of Staurois parvus, 337 nucleotides long. Lineage: Eukaryota; Metazoa; Chordata; Amphibia; Anura; Ranidae. The record is from the annotation of a GenBank genome assembly.
CUAAUGAGCCUGCACUGAUGGGCGCUGAAAGGCUGCACUGAUGGGCACUGAUAGGCUGCACUGAUGAGGAGGCACUGGUAGGUGGCACUGAUGGGCAUUGACAGGCAUCACUUACGGGCAAUGAAAGGCAGCACUCAUAUAUGUCACUGCUAUGUGGCACUGACUGGCACUGUUAGGUGGCACUUAAAGGCAGCUCAGAUGGGCACUGAUAUGCACACUGAUGCACACUGAUAGGCGGCACUGAUUGGCAGCGCUGAUAGGUGGCACUGACUGGCACUGAUAGCAGCACUGAUUGGCAGCACUGAUAGGCGGCAAUGACUGGCACUGAUAGGUAGCA